Molecule: messenger RNA, 1380 nt
Organism: Xylaria bambusicola
Lineage: Eukaryota; Fungi; Ascomycota; Sordariomycetes; Xylariales; Xylariaceae
Exons: 2
Coding region: 316-1206 (296 amino acids)
Source: RefSeq, a predicted model, not a curated record
CCAAGCCUUGUAUUCUGCAUUCUAGUGGUUGCAAUAUUUUUAGCAGAUCGUGUCGCAGCCAUAAUCUUCGGUGUAUGAAACGCGAAACCAUAGUUGACACAAUGGGGUAUUGCCAAGGUAGGAUCAAAACUAUUGAGAGCCGGCGGUGGCUUGGUGUUUCAUGUUGCUGACAGAUGGCCGAUGAGGCGGAAACCGCUUCUAUACCUCGAUUUUACGCUGCUGGUGCUGCAAUUCCCCAAUCUCUACCUUAUAAUCCUAUAGUAUGGAACCCUGCGAAGUUUUGAAGGAUCAUUAUACAAUAGUAGGCUUUCAGACAUGGCAGCAGCGACAACAGACAAUGGAGGCACAUCUAUGUUCCCGUCGCUGACGACAACCUUCACGCCGCCACCGCAAUGCACAAACUGGUUUAUAGACGAGUGUUCCAGUACGAAUUGCUAUGUCAAGGCGUUUCCAACGGGGACAGGAAUCUGCGGCACUGAUGAGUCAGAUUCCAAGACCUCAUAUGCUUGCUACCCGGAAGUGACCAAGUCGACGCGGCAAUUUGCCAAUGGCGAAGGGACCUACACAUUAGAGGCAGACACAUACUCGCCAGGCUUCUAUUGCCCUCUUGGUAUGACAACUGCAUCAAGUGUGGCAUUGCUUGAUGGAGUUUUCUGUUGCCCUAUUGGUAUGGAUUUCAGCGGAGGGCUUGAUGGAGGUACUUGUGUCAGGAAACAGACAGAGGGAACGUUCAUACUGUCUACCGACUGUACUCCGACGACCAUCCCGACGCCAACAGGCAGUCUCACUACAACGAUAUUUAUGUAUGCGAUGCCCGUAUUUCUUGGAGGCCAAAAGCUUGUCAGCCCAUCAUUUCCUUCCACCAGUAAUCCUUCAUCAACAACGCCUAUCCCCUCGAGUUCCAGUCCCGGUGAUAACAGUGGCGGUUCAACAACUGCGCUCAAAAUAGGAUUAGGCGUUGCAAUCCCCCUCGUGGUUAUUUUGACGGGCGCUUUAUCUGCUUUUUGGUUUAUCAGGAGACAUAGGAAGAAGGCUACAUGGAAAGAGCAACAGUAUCAGACCCUUACACCGGGGAGCAGUAUAUCCCAUGAUGCCACUGGAGUAGGAAAACCAGAACUUGCGGGUAGCACAGUUCAGGGGGCCCAUGUGAGAGCGGAGUUAGAUUCAUCAUAUAUGGCGGCGGAACUUGAAGCACGGUCAAGGUGAAAUGAUGCGAAAUUAUAUGAGCCGAUGACUCUUGGGCAUGGUGUACUUGGGCGUUUGGUGUGCAGAAACAAAGAUAGAUAACACGAUCGAAGAUGCAAGGUGUCUGUUGUUAGCAUGGGUGUUAUUCGGCUCGGUUAAAAUUUGAAGUGAGUGUCAGCUGUAAAUCCAAGCUAC